AUGAGCUCUGGAGAUAUUGACAGAAGAAUCAACUCGCGUUUAAGAGCGUUCUUGUUUUCUCAAAUAGAGGAGACCAAAGACAAUGUCCGCUUGGCAUAUGUCCUCGGUGCUCGGCAAAAGGCUGGCGAUAUAUUGAAUCAACAAGAGUUAGAAUUCUUGCAAGAUCAAGAGAUUGAGAGGAGAGUGCUGGAGAAAUUAGAAAAGAUGCUCGACAAAGUGGAACACCCUGCCAGUGGGAGACGAGUGAAUUUGAAUCAUGGAUUGCUUGGAGAAAGAGAGGUGUUUGCUGUGAUCCGUUUCUUUUAUCUUGUGCGCAUCGCUCAGCAAGGAUUUCUGCCGUUGAUUGCCAAUGCGUAUCCAACAUUGGAGUCCGAAGCUAUCAUUUACCUUGCCGAUAAAUUGGUCGCUGGAUCCAUGGGCGGCAUCUCCACAAUUCGCCAUGAGCUGCAAUAUUCAGAAAUGGUGAAGAAUGAAGCCAGAAACACUGCACGAGAUAUCGCCUUGAAGCUGUAUAAAGAAGCCAAUGAACCUGUGGCAGAUGGAUUCAAUACGACUUAUAAGGAAAUCAUGCAAAUCGCUCAUUGUAUAGCAGGUCAAGGCAUGUACGAGCAUCAAAAGAAGAUGGGCGAUCUUUCUGCAACCACUCUUUUUGAACCAUCUAUCGCAUCCGUACCUCCCGUGUAUGUCGUCUUGCCUCACAUGAGUAUGGUAGGAGAUCCCAAGCUCAGUAUGCCUUCCGUGGAUCCUACGCUCCCUAUUCCCGGUUUUCUGUUAUCGUCCAAGACGGCUGAUAUAACACCACCUGCACCCAAGGAUUUGAAGGAGGAUACGGCUAGCAGUGCUUGGACCGACCCAAAUGCCAUUGUAGACGAUACCAACACUGUGCCAGCCAAGACCGACGGCGUUGAGACAUCAGCAGCAGCAACAUCUGCUUCUGAACAUCUGCCAGAUCAAACUCCUGUCGAGACACAUCAUCAUGUUGAUAAUCCCAAUGCAGCACAUGAGGAAGCAGAUUCAACACCCGAAACAGACGAAACAGCCACCAAGGACACUGAAAAAACGACUAAAAAGAAGAGAAACAGCAGCAAAAAGAAGUCAAGGAGAUCCAAGAGUGAUAGAUCAAAGCGAUCCGAAUCUCAAGCAAGCGAAGAUGCUGCUAUUCAUGGUGAGCAAUAUCAGGAUCAAGAAUCAGAGAAUGACAACAGUAGCACCAAGCCUCUAGAAAACAGCGUGCCACAACCUCAACAGCAGCAGCAGCAGCAGGAGGAGGAGGAAGAGGAUAACGAAGAAGAUCGAUUUGCUGAUGCAGAUCUUUUAGAUGAUGAGCAUGAUAUCCUUAAACAAGACAAUGAUGAUGAAGCAAAAGAUACCACUAGCAUGACACAGGCACAGCAGCAAUCACCAGGAAAUGCAACCACACCUGCACCUCAAUCUGAUGCAGGUAACAACGCUGCUGCUCCCUCGCCAUCUCAAUGGCAGAACUUUGCUGCCACUUGUCACAAUGACACAUAUGGCUCAAAUACACCAUUUUCACCAAAAAGCAGCGCUAGAAGCUCACCAAAAGGUGGACACAGAUAG
Molecule: messenger RNA, 1578 nt
Organism: Mucor velutinosus
Lineage: Eukaryota; Fungi; Mucoromycota; Mucoromycetes; Mucorales; Mucoraceae
Gene: NUG1
Product: nuclear GTP-binding protein nug1
Exons: 3
Coding region: 1-1578 (525 amino acids)
Source: RefSeq, a predicted model, not a curated record